AUGGACGGGCUGCCCGGCGGUCGGGCGUUGGGGGCCGCCUGCCUUCUGCUGCUGGCGGCCGGCUGGCUGGGGCCCGAGGCCUGGGGCUCCCCCACGCCCCCACCGUCGCCCGCCGCGCCGCCCCCGCCGCCUCCCCCGCCGCCCGGAGCCCCCGGCGCGCCGCAGGACACCUGUACGUCGUGCGGCGGAGGUGGCGGUGGCGGCGGUGGCUUCCGGCGGCCCGAGGAGCUGGGCCGGAUGGACGGCGACUUCCUGGAGGCGGUGAAGCGGCACAUCUUGAACCGCCUGCAGUUGCGGGGCCGACCCAACAUCACGCACGCCGUGCCCAAGGCCGCCAUGGUCACGGCCCUACGGAAGCUGCACGCGGGCAAGGUGCGCGAGGACGGUCGCGUGGAGAUCCCGCACCUCGACGGCCACGCCAGUCCGGGCGCCGACGGCCAGGAGCGCGUCUCGGAAAUUAUCAGCUUCGCCGAAACAGAUGGCCUGGCCUCCUCCCGGGUCCGCCUGUCCUUCUUCAUCUCUAAUGAAGGCAACCAGAACCUGUUUGUGGUGCAGGCCAGCCUAUGGCUCUACCUGAAACUGCUGCCGGGCGUGCUGGACAAGGGCAGCCGGCGCAAGGUGCGCCUCAAGGUGCACUUUCAGGAGCAGGGCCGGGGUGCCCGCUGGAGCGUGGUAGAGAAGCGGGUGGACCUGAAACGCAGCGGCUGGCACACCUUUCCGCUCACGGACGCCAUCCAGGCCCUGUUUGAGCACGGUGAGCGACGACUCAACCUGGACGUGCAGUGUGAUGGCUGCCCAGAGCUGGCUGUGGUACCUGUGUUCGUGGACCCCGGUGAGGAGUCGCACCGGCCCUUCGUGGUGGUGCAGGCGCGGCUGGGUGACAGCAGGCACCGUAUCCGCAAGCGAGGCCUGGAGUGCGACGGGCGGACCAACCUCUGUUGCAGGCAACAGUUCUUCAUUGACUUCCGGCUCAUCGGCUGGCAUGACUGGAUCAUUGCGCCCACCGGCUACUACGGGAACUAUUGUGAGGGCAGUUGUCCAGCGUACCUGGCUGGGGUGCCGGGCUCUGCCUCCUCCUUCCACACAGCUGUGGUGAACCAGUACCGCAUGCGGGGCUUGAACCCUGGCCCUGUGAACUCUUGUUGUAUCCCCACCAAGCUGAGCUCCAUGUCCAUGCUGUAUUUCGAUGAUGAGUACAACAUUGUGAAGCGUGACGUGCCCAACAUGAUUGUGGAAGAGUGCGGCUGUGCCUGA
Messenger RNA from Ochotona curzoniae (black-lipped pika), 1254 nucleotides. RefSeq names its product inhibin subunit beta B (gene INHBB). The transcript is spliced from 2 exons. Gene Ontology annotation, cellular component: extracellular region. Gene Ontology annotation, biological process: SMAD protein signal transduction; BMP signaling pathway. Gene Ontology annotation, molecular function: growth factor activity; cytokine activity. NCBI's taxonomy places the organism in Eukaryota, Metazoa, Chordata, Mammalia, Lagomorpha, Ochotonidae. The record is from RefSeq and is a predicted model, not a curated record. Bases 1 to 1254 code for a protein of 417 amino acids.